CAACUCGCGGCGCUCGACAGUUUCAGACGUUCAGCAGAUAUCGUUGUCGGCGGUUCAUAAUCGUGCAUAAGUUUCCAAAGAUUAAUUUUUGAAAACGCAAACCCAAAAAUCAAGUGUUGGUGAAAAUGGUGUCCGCUCUGAAAUGCAGUUUGGCCCUGGCCGUUAUGAUCAGUCUGGCCUGUUCAGCCUAUGCCAUCAAGUGUUACCAAUGCGAGUCCCUGACAAUGCCCAAGUGUGGUCUGAAGUUCGAGGAGGAUGAGUCCCUGCUGAUGGAUUGUUCCCGCAUCGCACCACCCCGCUUCCUGCAGAACUUCUUCCCCCUGAAAAAUGCCACUGGCUGCAUGAAGAAAACCCUGGAGAGCGUGGCCGGACAUCCGCAGAUCGUGAGGAGCUGCUACUUCGGAGACAUCAAUAAUGUGCAGAGUGGCUGCCAGACGGAUCCCUCUCUGCCCUUCGUUAGGCAGCUGGGCUGUGACGUCUGCACCAAGGACGAGUGCAACGGAUCCUCCUCCCUGGCCCCCAUCGCCGGAGCUAUUGUCCUCUUCUUCGGAGUUGCUCGUCUCAUGGCCUAGAUCUUAACUAGCUAGUAACUUAAGUGUUUGUAGUCUACAAUGGCCUUGCUUUGUGUAAAUUUCACCUAAAUUAAUUUGAUAAUAAACGAAGGACAGAAGGUUGUUCUAGCAAUAUACCAAA
Drosophila takahashii is the source of this 693-nucleotide messenger RNA. RefSeq names its product UPAR/Ly6 domain-containing protein bero. Gene Ontology annotation, biological process: regulation of synaptic transmission, cholinergic; positive regulation of voltage-gated potassium channel activity; sleep. NCBI's taxonomy places the organism in Eukaryota, Metazoa, Arthropoda, Insecta, Diptera, Drosophilidae. The record is from RefSeq and is a predicted model, not a curated record.